AUGCUUCUGCGCUACUACUUAGAUUCCAAUGGGGACAGAGUGUAUACUCUGAAAUCGUUCGAUCCCGAAAACAAACCAACAUUCAGUGCACACCCUGCACGUUUCACUCCGGAAGAUCGUUAUUCAAGGCACCGAAUUACAUUGAAAUCAAGGUUUGGUAUCUUACCAAGCCAGGGUACUCCAAUUGUGUACUAA
Schistosoma curassoni is the source of this 195-nucleotide messenger RNA. NCBI's taxonomy places the organism in Eukaryota, Metazoa, Platyhelminthes, Trematoda, Strigeidida, Schistosomatidae. The record is from the annotation of a GenBank genome assembly.